GGGCGGUGCUGUGGCGCCGUGCGGGAGCAGGAGCGGGGCUCGGUGCGCUCGCGCCGUUCCUCGGCCCUCAUGGCUCCUGCCCGCAGGAAGGCGGCCGCGGGCGCGCGCGGCAGGAAGCUGAGCGCCUUCCUGAAGGACUUCGACCGGGAGGUGAGGAGCCGGGUCGAGCAGCUGCGGACGAACGGGGAGCGCCUGGUCAAGGAGAUGGAGAACCUGUACGACGUGGAGCUCCUCCGGCUGCCCGCGGCGCUCCGCGAGAUGAACUGGCUGGAGUUCUUCGGUGACGCUGACCGAGCCUCAGGAGCCCCGGGCGGCACGUGGCUAGAAGUGAGAGCUCAGUCCAUCUGCAGGUUUGGAGGCACAUGCCUGCCAGCAUGGACGGAGCCUGGGUGGGGACCUGGAGACCUCAUCGCCCACGCGGCCUCAUCUCGGCCCAGUUCCCCAGCCCCGGGCCCCAGUACUCCAUCCCGGGGACAACAGGUUAUGUGGGCCACAGCCCCACCAAAGCCCGUGCCCCCGCCUACACGUUUAGAGGGACCAAACCGCCUGCGGCAGGGAGCUGCGGGCCAGGUCCCUGCUACUUUGUGGAGCCCGCCAUCACCAGGAACGGGAAGUACGUGGCUCCGGGCGCCCAGCUCCGGGGACGACCCGCGACGAAGACCACCGUCACUCCCGGACCAAGUGACUACCGCACCGAGGCAGCCAACAGGCACGUCUUCAAGUGCCCACCGGUUGCAGUCCAUGGCCUUCCGGCGGGAGCCCCUCCGGACAGACCACCCUCCAGGUCCUGGCACCUACACGCUGCCCAGGCUGAUGGGGCCCAACACAGUCUACACAUCGGCCAGCCCCUGCUACUCUGUGAGGGGAAGGAGCCAGCGAGGUCGGUUUGACGAAGACCUUGCCAAGACUCCGGGUCCUGCGGCGCUCCCCAAAGUGCCUGUGGAUGCCUACAAGACCAGGGCGCCCGCGUACACGAUGGCAGCCCGACCAAAAGCUGGAGAGGGCAAAGCAGCGAAGCCCGGGCCGGCAGACUACAGCGUAGGCCGGGUGACGCUGAUCAAGCCCCAGGCGCCUGCAUCCACGUUUGGAAUCCGGCAUUCCCUCUACACAACCCCUCUCAUCGUGGAGUGAAACAGCAAAGCCUGGAAGGCCUGGUUUCCUUUCCUGGAACGGAAGGGGAGGGGAAGAGAGAGCGACCAUCUGCCGGUUUCCCUUUGAUUCCAUUUCCCUGCCUCGUGCCUCGGGUUGGGCUUUUGCCCAUUUUACUGUUGGAUGCCAGCGAUAGGAGUAAGUCGUUAAUAAAAUGUACCUUUAUGUAUA
Gallus gallus (chicken) is the source of this 1320-nucleotide messenger RNA. RefSeq names its product outer dense fiber protein 3-like. Lineage: Eukaryota; Metazoa; Chordata; Aves; Galliformes; Phasianidae. Gene Ontology annotation, biological process: mitotic sister chromatid segregation. The transcript has 9 exons. Bases 70 to 1131 code for a protein of 353 amino acids. Gene Ontology annotation, cellular component: chromosome, centromeric region; chromosome passenger complex; spindle midzone. The record is from RefSeq and is a predicted model, not a curated record.